AUGCACCUCACUCCUCUACAACCUAUGCACGUCCAACUCGCCUCCGGCUCGGUGGAUCUCACCAUCGAUGCCAUCACUCCUACUCCCACCACCCCGACCCAGCUACACAUCCACCUCGAUGAAGCCUUUGUGCACCAUUGUCUCUCCGUCCCCCUCCCAUCGACCGGUACCUUUGACGAAGCACGGUCUCUGACCGCGCACGCCAAAGCCCAAUUCCACCCCGCCGACCGCUUCCAACGAGGAGAAUGGCUACUCGCCGAGUCCGUCGCCUCGGGGGAACUGAAGACCGGAUGGAAAGACAUCUGUGAGGUCCAGCUGGUGUGUCGCGCAGGAUUCGAUCUUGUCCGGCGACGACGACGGGGCCGCGAAUCGCACGGUCGUGGACGAAGCUCUCACGCGAGAUUCGGUCGACAUACUAGGGCCAACCCUUACGUGGAAUCCAGCGAGGAGACAGCAUGGCAGAAUAUCGACUGGGUGGUGCAACGAGCCCGUCAACUGAACAAACAUCUGGAUUUCCAUCUGGAUUAUCAUCGAGAUCGGGAUCAGGAACCCCACCCCCCCAGCGGUGUGAUAUGUUCUGGACGCCCUGCAUCGGAACCAAUGGAUGACUCGCACCACCGAGAAACGGGUGAUGUUGGGCCAUUGUUCGCGCUUGACGCUGUUUCGUCCCGAGGAAUGGGUCCGGUUGGCGCAAGAGAUCCUCCGUUUCGAUCUCCCUGUCAGAUUCGUCGGCUUGCCUACCAACGAUUUGUACAUGGCUGCACCACCGUCCGCGACAGAGGGGGACGCUGGCCGAUCCCGAGGGACUAUCCCCGUGCCGGAGAUGAUCCGCAGGAAUGCUUUUACGCCGUGAGGGUCUUCGGAUCCCUUGUCGCUGGCAUGUCUGUGCGUCAGGGUCAGACAUGCACUGUACGAAUGUGUGCCGACGCGAUGAAACCAGACGAUCGGGCGGGUCUCCUGCUAUUCUACGAGGUCGAUGAUACCGAUGUGGUGUCUCUGCCACGGAGAAGUGUGGCCGAUGUCGUGUGGGAUUCCCCGUCCGAUUGA
Messenger RNA from Aspergillus tanneri, 1047 nucleotides. RefSeq names its product putative zinc metallopeptidase. NCBI's taxonomy places the organism in Eukaryota, Fungi, Ascomycota, Eurotiomycetes, Eurotiales, Aspergillaceae. The record is from RefSeq and is a predicted model, not a curated record. Gene Ontology annotation, molecular function: hydrolase activity, acting on carbon-nitrogen (but not peptide) bonds, in cyclic amidines. Bases 1 to 1047 code for a protein of 348 amino acids. The transcript is spliced from 3 exons.